This is a messenger RNA of Ylistrum balloti, 1428 nucleotides long. Its product is annotated as palmitoleoyl-protein carboxylesterase NOTUM-like. The transcript has 11 exons. The record is from RefSeq and is a predicted model, not a curated record. Lineage: Eukaryota; Metazoa; Mollusca; Bivalvia; Pectinida; Pectinidae. The annotation marks the transcript as partial. Gene Ontology annotation, molecular function: hydrolase activity.
UUCCUUAAAGGAGGAUGGUACUGUUUUGACAGACCGAGUUGUCAGCUAAGAUGGGAAAGUAAGCAUAUGAGAUCACUGAUGAGUUCUGUGGACUGGCCAGAAAUCAGGGCAGGUACUGGCAUCCUUUCCUGGGACCCGAAAGAAAAUCCUUACUACUUUAACGCCAAUAUUGUUGUGGUUCCCUACUGCUCCAGUGAUUCAUGGACAGGCACUUCCAGGAGUUCGGAGGGCUACGCAUUUCUUGGGUCAUACAUCGUAGAAGCUGUGAUUCGGGAACUGAUUCCGAAGGGGCUUCAACGGGCCCGGAAGUUGAUGCUCGCGGGGAGCAGUGCUGGUGGAACUGGUGUUCUGACCAAUCUUGACCGAGUAGCUGACCUCAUGUCCAAGCUAGCCCCGACAGUGGAGGUACGGGGGAUUGCCGAUUCGGGAUGGUUUGUGGACACCCCGCAAUACCACGCAAGAGAGUGUACAGAACCGUUCUCGUGUGCUCCCGCCGACGGCGUCAAACGGGGUAUCAAUUUGUGGAAAGGUCAGGUUCCCGACGCCUGUAAAGCACAAUACCCGGAGUCAGAGCACUGGAAAUGUUACUUCGGCUAUAGGAUAUAUCCAACAUUGAAAACUCCGAUAUUCAUCGUUCAGUACUUGUUCGACGAGGCUCAGAUUACGGUCAAUAAUCUCAUUGACCAAUCACAGCUUGCCAUGAAUCGGGGCAACACGGUCUUCUCCAGGGGCCAAUGGGAGUACCUGCAUAAUCUCGGGGAACAUGUCAAAAGCACUCUACAAAAUGUCACGGCUGUAUUUGCACCAGCCUGUCUCUCUCACGAGUUACUACAAAAAAGUACCUGGCAGUCAGUAUCAGUAGAAGGAGUUAAUCUCGCCCAGUCCAUUUACUGCUGGGAGAACAGCUUCGACGGUGAGAAAUGUCUCUCCGCUACCAGAAACAACAGAAUACGCCAGCGUGCACUGACUGACCCGCUCCUUAAGGACGAACCAGCAGCCACAAACAGUGUCAGCAAAAAGAGGAAGCAACGACGACGUGAAAAGAAACGACGUAAUCGUAAAAGAAAGAACAGGAAAAGGAAAAACAAGAAAAGGAGAAGACGACAGAAGAAGAAAAGGAACAAGAAAAAUAAUAAAAAGGAUCGCGGCAGACGUCGGUCAGGACGUUCAGCGAAACAGAUGGCCAACUGUAGUCAUCAUCUCAUAGAGUUAUGUCCCCUACCUCAGUGGUGCAAUGGUUUUUGCCCAGCAUUCCGGAAUCGUUUUACCGGGGAAGAGAUGGACUUCUUUAAACUGUUUGCCGUUUCCGGUAUCGAUCGGGCUAGUAUUGCAGAAAUUCUGGGCGUCGAUCAACCGUCGCUUAAUUCAAUGAACAUUGAUACUAUAUCGGAAUUAUUGCUCGAUACAUUUCGACAUCGAGGUUCCUAG